AUGGAUCCAGCCGAGGUUACUCACGGCUGCUGUUUCAGGGUCGAUCCCGCUCCCAACUUUUCGUGUAUGAAUGGAAAGAGGCUGCGGCAAUCUGCGACGCCGGCUGACCCCGUGUCCAAGGUGCUCGGCGACGACAACCUACUCAUCGAGAUCCUCCUCCUAAUCGGCUAUCCAACUACCCUCGUCCGCGCUGCUCUCGUCUGCAAGCGCUGGCUCUGUCACGCCUCCGACCCCGCCUUCCUCUGCCGCUUCCGCAAGCUCCACCCGCCCCACCUCCUUGGCUUCUAUGUCGACUCCGGUAAGUUUUGUAACAGCUCAUGCUUCAUGCCGAUGCUACCAAACCCUCCAGAGUUCAACUCCAUCAUCCGCUCUGCAAGCUCCAUCCUGGAUGCCUGCAGUAACACACGUAAAAUCAUCUUGGACUGCUGCAAUGGCAACGUCUUCAUGAACACGUUCAAGAACAACAUUGGAGAACCCGGAUCAGAAAAUAUAGUGCUCAGCCUGCUCUGCCCUGAGAGGGGCAUGGUCGUCAUCCCACCAUACCCACAACACAAACUCCAAGAUGGCUAUUUCUGCACUUUCAGUGAACUCUUUUUCAAAGAAUGCGGCAAUGACUUGUCCUACUUCUAUGUAUGGAUGGAAUAUUCUAAGGAGCGAACAAAAUCUACGGUACACAUGUAUAUGUUGCAAGAUGGUGUCUGGUGUGUGCAUGCCUCGGCAACGACGCAGCUCCCUUGUCUGCCACAGGAACUAAAUCGUCUGCUUGUUGGCAAUAAAAUCUAUAUGGCGUCCACCCAGAGCGAAAUUCUUGUCUUGGAUUUGACAGCCUUAAGUUCCUCCACAUUUCAGCUUCCACAAGGGCUUGUUAUCAGUGACAGACGAACCAUGUUGUCAAGCGCAGAUGAUGAUUCUGGCAUGUAUCUCAUUCAUUUGGACGAGCUUCAGCUCUGCAUCUGGCUGCACACAGGGGAUAACUGUUUGCUGGUGGAUACCAUAUGUUUGCGUGAGAUGUGUGCUAAAUGGAGGAUGCCUGAUCACACACAUGAGGUGUGGAUGAAGCAGGUGGGGCGCAAUGCUGAGUUUGUUUUCUUGGAGAUGGGUCCAUGCCUACUCUAUUUGGAUAUCAAGUGCAGGAUGCUGUAUAAAGUGUAUGAGAGGACAAGCGAGAUUCAGUGGUUGGGUUUUAUCCGUCCUUUUAUGAUGAUCUGGCCUCCCACAUUCCCUGCGCUCAAGGAUGAUCCUGCAAGGAAGAGGAGGAAGGUCGAGGAUCAAAGAAGCGUGAGCUGCAUUUAA
Molecule: messenger RNA, 1293 nt
Organism: Triticum turgidum subsp. durum (durum wheat)
Lineage: Eukaryota; Viridiplantae; Streptophyta; Magnoliopsida; Poales; Poaceae
Source: the annotation of a GenBank genome assembly